This is a messenger RNA of Uloborus diversus, 1276 nucleotides long. It is a transcript of the gene Tap42, whose product is annotated as immunoglobulin-binding protein 1-like. Gene Ontology annotation, molecular function: protein phosphatase 2A binding. Gene Ontology annotation, biological process: regulation of dephosphorylation; regulation of signal transduction. Lineage: Eukaryota; Metazoa; Arthropoda; Arachnida; Araneae; Uloboridae. Gene Ontology annotation, cellular component: cytosol. Bases 105 to 1214 code for a protein of 369 amino acids. The record is from RefSeq and is a predicted model, not a curated record. The transcript has 9 exons.
AGACGAACUGACAUUUCCUUCACAGCAAUUUUAUUUACAUUUGUGAUUUGUGUUUUUCUAUGAUUGUGUGUAUUUACCUUCUUGUUUAAUACUGAAAAUUCAUUAUGACAAAUACCGACUUAAAGUGUGUUGUUAAUUUUCUGAAACACCACGAAUCAGAGAGUGAAACUAGUGAUAAUACGUUAGGUAAAUAUUUUGAUUCAUGUUUGAAGUUAUGCGAUUUAGUUGAAAGUUGCGAUUUGCCCACUGGAGAUUCGGAAUUUCAGGAUGCAGUUGCUACUUGCAUCAAGUCACUAGAAAAAUGUACUCUUAUGGUCAACGAGUUAAAUCUGUUCAGCUCUAAUGAAACCAUAGAAGAAAUACAGACAUCAAGUUUAAAGUAUCUUCUGCUUCCUGCUUUAUUAGGCUCACUAAAAUUAAAAAUACAAAAUAAAGAAAUGGCAAAAAAUUUGGAGAACAUUAAAAUAGCUGAGACAUAUUUCCAUGAUUUCCUUCAUCGUUGCAAAAACUAUGAAAUAUGCAGAAUCUCAUUUCUUGAUAAAUGUCAGGAAGAACUGUUAGAUGAUGCAGAAUCGAAUCGAACAAAGACUCCAAUUGUACCAACUGUUUCAGAUUUGGCAGCAACACGGCAGAGAAAAAUUGAGCUUUAUAAAGAAAAGAAGAAAUUACAAGCCAGAGAAAAGGAACUAAAGCCUGCUUUAGAAAGAAAAGAUGCUGAAGAAUACAUAAGAGAAUAUUAUUUGGUGCUCUUGGAACGAUGGAUAGUUACUGUGAUAGAAGAGCUUGAUAAUACUAAAAGAGAAAAACCAAUUUUAGAAAGUAUAGUUCAUAGGGUAUCAUCAAAAUGUACAGAAAACUUAGUAGAAAAGAAAAAAAAGCCAGAAACUAAGCCUUUAAAACCUUUUAUAAUUACAAAAGACGAAAUUCAAAAGAGGGUAUUUGGCAUGGGUUACCCUAGCCUUCCUGUAAUGACUAUUGACGAUUUUUAUCGACAAAGAUUUGAAAAGUAUGUUGAAGACCAAAAGUCUGCCACUAGCGCCUCUUUACAAGAUCGAGCCCUAAAGGGAGAAGCUGAUGAAAAAGAGGUAGAAGAAAUUCACAAGGAAGAACUUCUGGAAAAAGAUGAUCCAGAAGCGCUACAAAAAGCUAGAAACUGGGAUGACUGGAAAGAAGAUAAUCCUAGAGGCAGUGGUAACAGAAAAAACAAGGGGUGAAGGAGAAAUUUAUCAUGUAAUGCAUUGUAAAUUAUUAUUGAAUAAUGUGAAUCAUGUUUUCA